AUAAGUAUAUAAUACACUUGUGAGGUUAUCCGCAUCAUUUGUUAAUUAAAAAUGAUAGAAACAUCAGGAUGGAAUUCCAAGAAAGAUGAGAGCAUCUACAAGGCUGCAGGUGCUAUGCACCUGCGAAAGUAUGGGGAGUUCUUUGAAAACCUGGUGGAAAAAUCCUGGAGUGGCGACUCUGCGCUGGAGUAUGUUAUAGAAGGUCCUCUACGUCUAGUUUACAAAGCUAAGGAGGAUAUCAGUAUCCUCUCCCUGGUGGAGAUGGAGAACAAAGCACUGUCCAAGCUGCUGGCAGCUGUGGCAGGAACGUGCAGGGAAAUCAGGCUGCUGAAGGUGGAAGCUGCUAAUUUCUACACAAAACUCUUUGCACAUGGAGAAAGAUGUGCAGAUAAUGAUCUCACUAAUGUGACUAAAUUGCUAUCCGAUCUGCAGGAUCUAUCCAUUUUCGUUAAUCGAAUGUCAACUGUUGUGCACUUGACUACACAACAAUUGGCAAGUCUAUCUGGUGCCGUUCAUGAGAUCUAUUUACCUACCCUAAUUGAAUGCUUUAUAGAUCUAUUCGUGAUCUUCAUGACUCUUGAUGAGAUCAUCGAUGCUCAAUCAACAAUAGUAGAUCUGUGGAAGAAAUACAGGAUGCAUGUACGUUCCAUGAUGCACAAUCCUUCGCAAUUUGGCGUUGCUGAGGCAAAACUAGAGACAUUCGAUCACCUGUUGAAAGAUCUUCAGGAAAAGUUAUUACGAAGGAAUAUGCUUUCAAAAGCGAUUGAACAUGUAAUGGAUGUAAAUAAGAGUGCAGUUAUGAGCGAACAGAUUGUCAGCUAUUUGAAGAACACGAUCACAGAUGUGGAGACUAAAUCCAACGAUCAUGCUGCGUUGAACAAAAACUGGAUAAGAGCUAACAUUGGCGUUGCAGUGGUGAUAAAGCUAUUUGGUACUUGCGAUCGAAGAUUAAUUAAGAGAGUGCUGGAGGCGAACAAGAGGUUCUACGCGGUCACGUUGGUGGGAAACGUGAUUUGGGUACCUAGCAAAUUCCUCAGCAACAUUGUGCCAAAGGAAACUGGUACAGCCGUGAGCUCGCAGAUAGGCGAAAAGAUUCUACAGGCGAGAACGCAGAGAUUGCCGAUUGUAGUCAAUAGUCUGAUACACCGAGCAACGACCUGGUGCGUAGAGAUGCAGAGUAUUCUGACGAGGACAAAUCUUCAAGUAUCUGACAUCGGGCAAAAACGUACAUUGCUGACGGAUCUGCUAGCUCUCUUGUCGCAGAUGCGAGAAACGGUCGCAUUCGUAACGAAUCUUCACGCUUUCCUGUCGAAGCCUAUGAGCCGCAACACGGUGCAACUGAUCUGCAGACUCGUGGAGUUGCAAAAGUCCCUGCAGACAACGUUCUAUACGCUUGGACCGAUCGUGGUGCAAUCGCAGGCGCAAGUGCUGCAGUAUUUAGCUUAUUACAUGUUAGCUAUGCUGGAGACAGCGCGCAAGGGUCUUGUUCAGAAGGACAAAGGCUACAGCAGGGAGCGAUUGGACGCGCUAUCCCUGAUAGGACUCGCUAUGCGGCUGAUAAGCGGUCCGGCGAGCGCUGAUAGACGGCUAAUAGUGCGUUGCACCCUGGCAUGUGCCAGUCAAUUGACCGAUACCUUCCGCGAAGAGGACGUGGUGAAGCUACGGUUCCUCCUGGACAGCUACGACGCCGUGGCCGAGCUGCACGAGCUGGUUGACGAGCUCGGUGAUUACUCGUUGCUGUUGCAUCAUCAGAAUAUGCUGCCCGCCUACCUUUCCUCAGUCGUCGACGGUAACACCGGGGUCUGCCACGUCGCUCAUCUGUUCGCCGCCUUCAACAGCGCCGUGGGCGAACAGGAGUUGGUCGAACUCAGGGAAAAACACAUCGCGGAGCUUAGGGAGAGCCUGGUGAAAAGCGUAUUGAAGCCAGCUUGCCAUGAAAUCGAGACCAGUCUACGAUUACAUGUGCACGCCCAUCUUAAACUAGACUCUACGAACCCUUUCAACAUUGGGGCCAAGGACAGUGGCAGAGUGGUGCGUAUUCCGCCAUUAUCCUUAGCUGAAAACAUGGUCUGCACCAAAAGAUUCGUCGAGCAUUAUCUGGAUGAUAUGUUCUAUAAUCUGACAACGGUCGCUCUGCAUGAUUGGAGAACCUAUCGGAUGAUGCACACGUUGGCCAGCUAUAAGAUGGGUCUAGGCACAGUGCAAGAUCAUCUGCCGACGCAGACCCUCGAACAAGGCUUGGAUGCUUUAGAAAUUAUGCGUAACAUCCACGUGUUCGUUUCCAGGUAUCUUUACAAUCUGAACACGCAGACAUUCGUGGAGCGCAGCAGUGGUAACAAGCAUCUCAACACCAUCGGCAUCCGACAUAUCGCCAAUUCGAUUCGCACCCACGGCACUGGUAUCAUGAGCACCACGGUGAACUUCGUCUAUCAAUUCCUGCGCGUUAAGCUGCACACGUUCUCGCAGUUCCUCUUCGACGAGCACAUCAAGUCCCGUCUGAUGCGCGACAUCAGGUUCGUCCGGGCGCAACGGGAAGCGGGCGUCAUUCCGUACACGUAUGAGCGAGCGGAAAAAUUUCAGAAGGGCAUCCGAAAACUAGGGAUGACCUCGGACGGGUUAAGCUACUUGGACCAGUUUCGCCAGUUGAUCACGCAGAUCGGCAACGCACUCGGUUACGUGCGAUUGAUCCGUUCUGGUGGUCUUCAUGCUAGCUCCAAUGCGGUGUCCUUUCUGCCGGAUAUUGAGAAGACUGUGCCCUUCGAAGCGCUCUGUCGUGGACUGAAUUACAGCGUCGAAACGCAGGCUGCGGCUAGACGACUGGAGGACGACAUCGCCGAUCUUGUCCGCAACUUCACCGAAGGCAUUCAGUACUUCAAGCUACUAGUGGACGUGUUCACGGCGGCGUUUCGCGACGCCAAGUCUUAUCAUCUGCAGCAGUUCUACGCUAUCGUGCCGCCGUUGACGCUGAGUUUCGUAGAUAAUUCCGUGUCGAAUAAAGAAAAGAUGUUUAAGAAGAACCAAACUGGCGCGGCCUUCACCGACGAUGGCUUUGCCAUGGGUAUCGCCUACAUCAACGCACUACUCGAUCAAAACGCAGAGCUGGACGGUCUGCAUUGGUUCAAGACGGUGGAUGAGCACAUCGCCCAGGAAAAAUUUGCCGCCGAUAGUAAAGACGACCACGGAGACGAGAAGCUUCAGCAAACCAGAGCGCUCACUCUCCAACGUCUCGCCGAGAGGAAUGCAGAAUUCCAGCUAUUGUACUAUAGUCUUUCUGGUGCUAGAGUGUUCUUCAAACAACCCGAUACGUAACGCGAGAAUACGGAUGUUAUUUUGAUACUUCAAUAUUGCAUCUGGGUCUCGAUUUCUUAAUUGAUAAGGGAGAAAUAAUCGAUACAAGUUAUAAAUAGGUAAAUAUGCACUUAGAACUAUUUCUUAAUUUUAUUCCUAAUUUUGAGUUUGAACAGAAUUUGAAUAAAUAUAAUGCAGUCUA
This is a messenger RNA of Nylanderia fulva, 3490 nucleotides long. It is a transcript of the gene SWIP, whose product is annotated as strumpellin and WASH-interacting protein. Gene Ontology annotation, biological process: endosome organization; endosomal transport. NCBI's taxonomy places the organism in Eukaryota, Metazoa, Arthropoda, Insecta, Hymenoptera, Formicidae. Gene Ontology annotation, cellular component: WASH complex; endosome. The record is from RefSeq and is a predicted model, not a curated record.